Cololabis saira (Pacific saury) is the source of this 1743-nucleotide messenger RNA. RefSeq names its product 7-dehydrocholesterol reductase (gene dhcr7). Bases 121 to 1539 code for a protein of 472 amino acids. The transcript has 8 exons. The record is from RefSeq and is a predicted model, not a curated record. Gene Ontology annotation, molecular function: 7-dehydrocholesterol reductase activity. Gene Ontology annotation, biological process: cholesterol biosynthetic process; brassinosteroid biosynthetic process. Lineage: Eukaryota; Metazoa; Chordata; Actinopteri; Beloniformes; Belonidae. Gene Ontology annotation, cellular component: endoplasmic reticulum membrane.
GGGCCUGUCGGGCCAGAUGAGCUGCGUAGCGGACACCACAUAAACUGUAGUAAACGCAACCAGAUCUGCGGUCUAAGGUGUCUUUCCAUCGUUACCACAGAGCUGAACGGUGCAGGAAGCAUGGAGGCCUCCAGGAGACGGACCCAGCACAGCGCCAAUGGGAAAGCAUCGGAGCAGAUGGAGGAGCCGGCGCAGUGGGGGAGAGCUUGGGAGGUGGACUGGUUCUCCCUGCUCAGCGUCAUCGGCCUGCUUUGCUUCGCCCCCUUCAUCGUCUUCUACUUCGUGAUGGCGUGCGACCAGUACCAGUGCUCGGUCAGCCAGCCCCUGCUGGAGCUGUACCGAGGGGAGACCACGCUGCUCUCAAUCUGGGCCCGGGCUCCCUCCCUGUCCUGGGCAGCCGCCAAGAUAUACGCCAUCUGGGUGGGCUUCCAGGUGUUCCUGUACAUGUGUGUUCCUGACGUCACCCACAAGUUAAUUCCUGGCUACGUUGGCGGAGUGCAGGACGGAGCACGAACUCCUGCAGGUCUCAUUAAUAAAUAUGAGAUCAAUGGGCUUCAGUGUUGGCUGAUCACUCAUGCGUUGUGGUUUGCCAACGCCCAUUACUUCCACUGGUUUUCCCCCACAAUCAUCUUUGACAACUGGAUCCCUCUGAUGUGGUGCACCAACAUCCUGGGCUACGCUGUGUCCACCUUUGCUUUCACCAAGGCGUACCUCUUCCCCACCAACCCUGAAGACUGCAAGUUCACAGGGAACAUCUUCUACAACUACAUGAUGGGCAUCGAGUUCAACCCGCGCAUCGGCCAGUGGUUCGACUUCAAGCUCUUCUUCAACGGCAGACCUGGCAUCGUGGCCUGGACCUUGAUCAACCUGUCCUACAUGGCCAAGCAGCAGGAACUGUACGGUCACGUGACCAACUCCAUGAUCCUGGUCAACGUGCUGCAGGGGAUCUACGUGCUGGAUUUCUUCUGGAACGAGGCCUGGUACCUGAAGACCAUAGACAUCUGCCACGACCACUUCGGCUGGUACCUGGGAUGGGGGGACUGUGUCUGGCUGCCGUACCUUUACACCCUGCAGGGCCUGUACCUGGUGUACCACCCGGUCCAGCUCUCGGACGCCCACGCCCUCGCCGUCCUGCUGCUCGGCCUGGCGGGAUAUUACAUCUUCCGCUCCACCAACCACCAGAAGGACCUGUUCCGCCGCACGGAGGGCUCCUGCUCCAUCUGGGGCCGGAAACCCACCUGGAUCGAGUGCACGUACCGCUCCGCCGACGGCGGCGUCCACCGCAGCAAGCUGCUGACCUCCGGCUUCUGGGGGGUGGCCCGCCACCUCAACUACACCGGAGACCUGAUGGGCUCGCUGGCCUACUGCGCCGCCUGCGGCUUCACCCACCUGCUGCCGUACUUCUACAUCGUGUACAUGAGCAUCCUGCUGAUCCACCGCUGCGUACGGGACGAGCACCGCUGCAGCAGCAAGUACGGGAGGGACUGGAGACGCUACACCGACGCCGUGUCGUACCGACUGAUCCCCGGAGUGUUUUAGGGAGGACGAGGAGGGGAGGGUUUAAAGGUUCAUGCAAGAUGAGCGAGAGUUUUGUACAUAUCAAGAAACAGCGUAUGAACAAUCAACACUAUUUCUUACACUUUGUAUUUAGUAUAUUUCUUAUCCAUGCGGACUGCUGUGCACGUGUGUAAACAGGAAGUGUAAGCUCUUAUUCUCUGCCUCAGUAAAGACAGCGUGAUACUC